This is a messenger RNA of Paramecium pentaurelia, 1504 nucleotides long. The record is from the annotation of a GenBank genome assembly. NCBI's taxonomy places the organism in Eukaryota, Ciliophora, Oligohymenophorea, Peniculida, Parameciidae.
AUGUUAUAAUUUAGAAGAACUAUUUUUGAUUAAAAUGAAGACACAGUCAUGUGGAAAUCAGAUAAUUAACCUCCUCCACUUCCCUUAUAAUAACAAGGUACAAUUCAAUUGUGCUUUAUCCAGGAAAUGUAUUGAUGAAAUCAUAUGACAAAUAUAUCCCAGUCUAUUUAGAAAUAUGUCCUGAGAGAUUAUAUAAAAGACUACCAUAAAAUCAACUUGUAUAUUGUACAUUGGAUAAGUGCAGGUUGAAAAAAUUUUCAUUUUAUGAUUAAGUAUUACCCCAUCAUAAAUAUGGCAUAACACUCUAAUAAAGAGAUUAAUAGGAGACCUUCCUUAUAGACUCACCAGAUGAAUUUAGAAAAUGGUUUCUUUUAUUUAAAAGAUAUUGCGUUUUGGAUAAAUUCAAAUAAAAAUUUAAAGUUCUCAAUAAAUCUAAGAUGGAAGAUCCUUUAUUUGGAUAAUGUUAUUAUAAUUGCAUCCAUAGCAAUAAUUAUAAAUUAGUAAAAAUAAUUGAUAAGGCAAAUAUAACUAAUUAUUAAUUAUAAUGUUUAAGUAAAGAGAUUAGUAGUCUUCGUAAAUUGAAGUAAUAUUUAAAUAACCUAGUUCUCCUUUGAUAAUAUUCUUUAAUGAACUUUAUGAAGAUGAUUCAAAUAUUUAUAUUGUAUACAAUCAUUAUUAGGGUUUGGAUAUGAGGAAUUGGAUAAAGGAGAAUUCUCAAAAUUUGGAAGAGAGAUUAGUAGCUUAAAUCAUGUUUAAUCUUCUAACGGCAAUAUCUCAUAUGCAUUCUAGAGGAGUGUUUCAUAGAGAUAUCAAAUUGGAUAGUAUUCUAAUUUAAAGUUAAUUACCCUCUGUAUUAUUGACAAAUUUCUGUUAUUCAGAAACUUAUAUCCCUUAAACCACAUAUAAGAAGUGUGGAACUCCAGGAUUUAUAGCCCCUGAAAUUUUCAAAACAAAACUAUACACUCCUAAAGCAGAUAUGUUCAGUUUAGGCUGUUUAUUUUAUGUGCUUUAUUUUGGUAAAAUCCCUUUUAGUGGAUCUACAUAAGAAGAGAUAUUAUAGAAGAAUGAAGCUGCAGUUAUUGAUUAUCAAAUUUAGUAUUUUCUUAUAGUUAAAAAAGGAAGUAACUUUGUAGGAAGGUGUCUUCUUCAGGGAUAAAUUUAUUGAAGGCUCUUUUGAUUUCUGAUCCAGAAUAGAGAUUAUCUGCUUAAUAAGCUCUUCAACAUCAUUGGUUUAUUAAGAUGGGUACUAAACAAUAGGCAAAGUUCCACAAAAAUAUUAUAAAAGGGAAGUCUCUGUCAACAAUAAUAGAGAAUUCAGUUGAUAUUACUCAUAGGUAGAAUAAGAUUUUAAUUAUAUAGUAUUUAAUGUUAGAUUCCAUCAAGUACAUUUAUUGAGGAUAAGGUGGAUAAGGAGUUCACAGCAGAUAAUUUGAAAGAUAGACUGCAGAAAUUUAAUUCAAUUUAGUUAAAACCUUCUAAACAUAGACACUAGUAUUAUUAAUGA